Puccinia graminis f. sp. tritici CRL 75-36-700-3 is the source of this 495-nucleotide messenger RNA. RefSeq lists its product as uncharacterized. Lineage: Eukaryota; Fungi; Basidiomycota; Pucciniomycetes; Pucciniales; Pucciniaceae. The transcript is spliced from 2 exons. The record is from RefSeq and is a predicted model, not a curated record. The coding region runs from base 1 to 495 and encodes 164 amino acids.
AUGACCACGAUUGAAGCAAUCGCGAAGGCCAAGGAGGAAACCGUGCCUGGUUUGUUAGUCUAUCAGGCAGCCGAUAUUCUGACUGAGUUAUGCUCUCGAAACACGACCAAGGAGCUCAAGAAAGGCGCGGAGAUUUUCUACAGAUUGUUGAAUUCUGGCUGCGAGAAUUCUAGCGAUCCAAACCAAAUCUCAAUCCAGAUCGUUAAAUUGAUGGAAAUGUCGGCCGGCCUGAUCUACUAUCGAUUGAUCGUAAAAGACCUUGCCGGCUGGAAGGAAACCCUUCCAGCCGGCCAUUGGUCUCGGGUAUCCCAGGGGAUAUCCGGAUAUCCGCCGGGAUUUGGGGGGGAAGGGACAUCCGCACCCAAAUCCGCAUCCCCUGGCGGGUAUCCGCUGGCCCUGGCGGAUAUCCGCCAGCGGAUAGCGGAUAUCCGCAACGGAUUAUCCCCGCCCAUCUCUAGUAGUAACUAUAGCCUGACUAGAUGUUUAGGACUAUAA